AUACGGCUCCUCUACUGUCCAGUGUUCACUGACUCAACAUCAUGUCUGAUAUUAACGACUAAAACUCGCCUCGGGUUUCUGUAGUUUAUUUUAAUUCAAGCAACACGACGUUAUUAGUUCGUUUAACACUUUAAAUUCCUAGUAAAAUUCGUCAUGUCAUCACGGCUGAGUGUUUUUCUCUUCAUGGCGGUCAUGGGCUCGGCUGUACCGGAGAAACCGUUCCACAGUCGGGAUCACUCGGAUUUAGAAAUGUCCUCCUCUCACCUGGCCGAGCUCAUCACUGACACCGGCACUGCUCAGCACUUUCUGUUCAAGUACGGUUUCAUGAAGCCAGUGAAUUGGGAAAGCACCCAAAGCCCUGACGCUGACACUCCACCUGAUGCUGACAUCUUCUCCAAGGACACGGUGUCUCUCGUUCAGGAAGGGACUUCCUCGUCCCGCUCAGGAGACACCGAUCAUCCCCGAGAGUCACCCGACUUUGUCAGAGCUCUGCUGGAGUUCCAGCGCAUGUCUGGUUUACCCGUUACAGGCGUGUUCGAUGACGCCACCAAAGUGGCCAUGAACAAACCAAGAUGUGGCGUCCCUGACAGGGAAGAGGACCAGAUUGAGACCAGCACCGCCGCAGCGAACCGAAAUGAAUCCUCUGAGCUUUUCAACACCACAGCGACUCCACAGAGUAACGGCACAGACGUCGACGUAGUUCAGAACGGCACCUCUGACAAGGCCGAGACAGAAAAACAGCGCCACCUACAGACACUGAUGCGUAAAAGCAUCGGUAGGAGGAAAAGAAGCACUGGUGCAUCGUGGGGCCACGCUGCAUUCGCUAAGAGCGUCCUGACAUGGCGGCUGAUCGGCGAAGGCUACAGCAGCCAGCUCUCGGUAGACGAGCAGCGCUACAUCUUCAGGCUGGCCUUUAGGAUGUGGAGCGAAGUCUCGCCUCUGCAGUUCGUCGAGGAUCUGCGUUCACCACCGGACGUGAUCGACAUCAGACUGGGCUUCGGCACAGGUCGACACUUCGGGUGCUCUCAGAGGUUCGACGGUGCCGGAAGGGAGUUUGCUCACGCCUGGUUCCUCGGUGACAUCCAUUUUGACGAUGACGAGCAUUUCACAGCCCCCAACACGGGAAGUGGGAUCAGCCUGCUUAAGGUUGCUGUGCAUGAAAUCGGCCACGUGCUGGGCCUUCCUCACAUUUACCGCUCAGGAUCCAUCAUGCAGCCCAGCUAUCGGCCCCAGGAUGACGGCUUUGAGCUGGACUGGCUCGACAGGAAGGCCAUUCAGAACCUCUACGGAGGGUGCGGGGGUCGGUUCAGCACCGUGUUUGACUGGAUCAGAAAGGAGAGAACGGCGUACGGCGAAGUGGUCGUGCGCUUCAACACCUACUUCAUGCGCGACGGUCGGUACUGGCUCUACGAGAACCGCAGCAACAGAACUCGUUACGGAGAUCCGGUGUCGGUGCAGGUCGGCUGGCACGGACUCCCGUCGUCCGGCGUGGACGCCUACGUGCACGUCUGGAGCCGCGACACGGACGCAGUGUAUUUCUUCAAAGGAGCUCAGUAUUGGAGAUACGACAGCGAGAACGAUCAGGCCUUCACUGAAGACGCAGACGGCCAGCGUUACCCCCGUCUCAUCUCCGAGGGGUUCCCCGGCGUACCGAGCCCCAUCGACACGGCCUACUACGACAGGAGAGACGCUCACAUCUACUUCUUUAGAGGUUCCAUGGUUUACAUGUUCGACGUCAAAGCUAACAGGCUAGCCGCUAAAUCUCCUAGGAAAAUGACCGAGUUGUUUCCUGCCCUGACCCCGGGCGACCAUCCUACGAGCAACCUGGACGCCGCAUAUUUCUCGUACACCCACAACGCCCUCUUCCUGCUAAAGGGCGCCUCCUACUGGAGGGUGGCGGGAAGGAGGGAGCGCAAGACGAAACGCUCGCUGCCUUACAACAGCCUGCUGCCGAGUCGAGACGUGCAGCAGCAGUGGUUCGACAUCUGCGACGUACACGCCGGAGCUCUGAAAACGAGCCGCCGGUGACGGAGGGGUCAGCGCAAGAACGAGCACCGUCCACCAGUCAGAGACUGCGGUUUAGAAGCUCUCGCGAUUCACCGGUCAUAUACGAAGACUAUCACACACAACUAAAACAAACAACGUAGUAUUUUUGUCUAAGCAGCGCUGCUGUGCACGGGUAGAUCUGUGCACAACAUACAUUUCCUGCAGCAUUUUAGACGUUUAUGUAAACACGAAAGCACUACAGAUGACUCCAGACAUCCAUAAGACAAGAUUUAAAAAGGAGGUACAGUCAGGUCCAUAAGUAUUUGGACAGCGAGCGUUUUCGCAAUAUUGCCUCUGUAUAUGUGAUCGAAGUGUAGACUUUCAAUUCAAAGGGUUUAACAAAAAAUAUUGCAUUAACUGUUUUGGGAAUUACAGCCUCCAUUUUCUUUUCUGUUAAAUGUCUGGUUUCAUGUACUGGACCCUAACCAUCAUAAAAGGGAUCCGGUCAGGACCCUCGGUUGAUUACAUGCCGUUUGUUCCACGAAUACGUAAAAAGGAACAGUCCGUGUAUUCAGAGUAUUCAAAUGGCAUUACAGAAUAUCGUUUACAAGGCAGUCUUAGCGAGAACCGGACGUAGCGAGAGCGGUCAGCGGUUUUCAUUUCCAUUUACGCAUUUUAUGCGAAAGCAGCUUUGAUCUUCCGCAGCCAUCUUGGAACCAGAACGGCAGCCAUCUUGGAACCCUAUUAUCAGCAAAUCAAGAGAAAAUGAUUCAUAAUAACUCACGCUGCCAAUAACCAACGCAACGUUCGUAGGCACGUUGUGACGCGAGUGUUUUUGUACGAAUCCGUAACGCAAACCCGAGUCGGACCCUCACGACGCGAUUUAGACGUGUUCUGACACGUUCGCAAAGUCCAUACGGUUUUACAGAAUAUAAACGUGUAAAAACGCAGGCGCGGAGAGCUGUAGAGGUCUAGAGCAACGUUUCAUUUUAUGCACCGUUUCCUUAUUUAUAAUCCUAUUUAUCAGUGGACCAAAAAAAAAACAGUGUUUACUUCCUGUUUGUGUGAAUUGAACUGUUGUUUUUUUUUAAUUUAAUAAUUGUUUAUUUUUUGUACGAGAACAAUAAAAUGACAUCUCUUGGAUUCAUAUCUGUAGAGAGAGUACAAGAGAGUUUAAAUAAAGUUCAAGUG
Molecule: messenger RNA, 3177 nt
Organism: Ictalurus punctatus (channel catfish)
Lineage: Eukaryota; Metazoa; Chordata; Actinopteri; Siluriformes; Ictaluridae
Gene: mmp21
Product: matrix metallopeptidase 21
Exons: 7
Coding region: 154-2028 (624 amino acids)
Biological process (GO): extracellular matrix organization; proteolysis; collagen catabolic process
Cellular component (GO): extracellular matrix
Molecular function (GO): metalloendopeptidase activity; zinc ion binding
Source: RefSeq, a predicted model, not a curated record